AUGGCAACGUUUAUGUGCCAGUUGGUGCUGGGCUGCACAGGGCAUACAAUAUCCACGACACGCGACGGCGUGAGAGACAGACGACGGGGCGACGCGAAGACGACGACUCGGCGAUCUCGCCGGCGAAGGCGACGGCGACGGCGACGCCUUCCCCUCCACCGCCGGCUCUCUCUUCCGCCGGCGACGUUCUCCCCGAUCACACCUGCCCCUGUGAGAGUCGGAGAAGAUGAGCCCCCUCCAUCCUGGGAUAUAGUUCCUGAUCCGGUCUUCGAAGAAGGGACUUGGAAUUUCACCUCUACUCAACCACCACAAUAUCCUGUUCUUAAUAAAGUAAAUGAGGGAGACCAACUCAGUAGUAGUGGAGUCGAAUUUCCAGAUUUAGAAGAAAGCUAUGCGUAUCAAGCACAACAUGAAGCUGCAGAUGCAAGACAGAAAACAACUGAAGAAGUAGUACCACAAACUACAGAAGACACAAGUGUUGAAAAGAAUGGACAGAGGCCGCCUAGAAAGGCUGGUGCAGCACCCAAUCAAGAAAAGGAGCCAAAGAAGGUUAAGAAAGGUGCGGCACUGGAAGGAGCACUAGAGAGGUAUAUUGAUGUGAGAAUUCAACAGGUUCAAGGUGAGGCUGCUAUCUUAGCGAGGGAAAAGGAGUUGGUGCAAGCAAAUGAUUACUCAAUCAAGAGAUGCAUCUCUAUUCUCAUGAAAACAACAUGGCCACGAGAUGAGAAGGUAAAAGCAUCCGAGGUUUUCCAGAUUCCAGCAAACCGAGAGACAUUUAUCAGUUUCAAUGAGGAUGACCCAGAACUUGGUCUGCUUUGGUUAAGAGGAAAGGUGGAUAAGCUUUGAAGGAGGGAGACGACUUGAUGUCGUCAUGUUGUUUCGUUGUCAAGCUCAUAUGAUGAGAGAUGCUAGAUGAAGAUUGAAGUUGCUUUGUUCAAUAUUCUGUACUGACUUUUAUAAUAUUUGGGCAUGAACUCAAUCUUAAGUAUGUUGAAAGGACAUUUGCUGUUAUUUAUGAUCAAAUUAUGUCUGCUAGAUGUCUAGCAAGUUACUUAUAUCAAAUAGUUGAUCUAGAUGCAGACUGAAGUGCUGCUAUGAUGCAUCUAUUUGUAGAGGAGUUUUGAGAAGCGAUGAUCAAAUUAUGUUUGGCAGAAGCUAUUUGUAUUAUCUUUUGAUUUUCGUCAUGAUUAAAUGUGAUAAACAUUUUAAUGUA
Molecule: messenger RNA, 1213 nt
Organism: Lolium rigidum
Lineage: Eukaryota; Viridiplantae; Streptophyta; Magnoliopsida; Poales; Poaceae
Exons: 5
Coding region: 1-846 (281 amino acids)
Source: RefSeq, a predicted model, not a curated record